AUGUCAUGGAAUUCUAGUUCUGAUUGUUGUGGCUGGUACGGGGUAAAAUGCAAUUCACUCUUACAUUCACGGCCUGUGAUCGGUCUUGAUCUCUCUUCUCUUGUUUCCUCUAUGACUCCUGUGAUUUCAGAGUCCUUGAAGCCACUUUUUCGCAUAAGAAGCUUGAUGAUACUCGAUAUCUCCGCCAAUAACAUUCAAGGAGAAAUUCCUUCAGAUGGCCUAGUCAACUUCACUAAAUUGGUUUAUCUUGACAUGUCCUAUAAUCACUUCAAUGGCUCCAUUCCUUCUCAUUUGUUCCAUUUGACAAGUCUUGAAUUUCUUGAUCUGACCGGCAAUUCUUUUGAAGGGACUCUAAGUAGUGAAGUGGGUGCUCUUCAGAACUUGAACACAUUGAAGUUGCGGGGGAACCAUCUCCAUGGAGGUAUUCCAACCGAUAUCGGGAACCUCACUCGUCUGCAGAUAUUGCAGUUGGAUUCAAACUUUCUCAAUGGAGAGAUCCCACUAGAGAUAGGGAACCUCACUCUUCUGCAGCUAUUGAUGCUUUCCCAUAAUAGUUUCUCAGGUGGAUUUCCAUCCACAAUCUCGAAUUUAAAGCGCCUAACAUUUUUGGACUUGCAGGACAAUUCUUUGUCAAUGGAGAUACCGGCUGGGAUUGGCGAAUUGUCCAAUCUAUCGACUCUGCUUUUAGGCUAUAACAAGUUCUCCGGUGGAUUCCCAGUCGCAGUCUUGCAAUUGAAGGGCCUGGAAGUCUUGGAGUUGCAAGGCAAUUCUUUGGCAAUGGAGAUUCCUGCUGGGAUUGGUGAACUAUCCAAUCUAUCGGCUCUGAUCUUAAGCAAGAACAUAUUCGUUGGUCGAAUUCCAUCAACCAUACAGAAAUUAAGCAAUUUGAGAACACUCAAAUUGGACAAUAACUUGUUGUCUGGAGUGAUCCCACCAUUUCUGUUCGAUAUCAAGAGCCUAGAAAACCUGGAUCUCGGUGGAAACAAACUUACUUGGAAUCACAAUGUGAAGAUAACUCCCAAGUGCAUGUUAACCUCAUUAUCUCUAAGUUCUUGCCGACUCGUUGGACACAUCCCUGAUUGGCUUGCCACACAAAAGAGCCUCAGUUUCUUGAACUUGAGCAACAAUGAGCUUGAGGGAACUUUCCCCCAAUGGCUUGCUGAAAUGGAUCUAAGAUUUAUUAUUCUUUCAGAUAACAAACUCGUAGGUUCAUUACCACCUCUUUUGUUUCAGUCACAAAAUCUUGGAGUGCUAGCCCUUUCGAGGAACAAUUUCUCCGGUGAACUUCCAAAGAACAUUGGGGAUGCUAUUGGCCUCCGGAUGCUCAUGUUGGAUAACAACAAUUUUACAGGGUUAGUGCCUGAAUCCAUUACAAGUAUUACUUCUUUAUUGUUGUUGGAUUUAUCACACAACAAGUUUUUUGGCAUUCCCAUUUUUCCAGUUACAAGAUAUAUUAGUUUGUCUUCCAAUGAAUUCAAAGGGGAGGUCCCAUUGGCUUCCUUUGGGCAGGAUACAAGGAUACUUGCAUUGGGACAGAACAAGUUCUCAGGUCCAUUGCCUAAGUUCCUCACAAACUUGAGCCAACUCCAACACCUUGAUCUCCAAAGCAACAAUAUCAUAGGAGAAUUGCCAGAGUCUUUCUCAAAAAUGUACUCCCUUCAGGUUCUAAAUCUUCGGAACAACUCCAUCGGAGGCUCGAUUCCUGAGGCAAUAUCCAAUCUUAGUAGCCUUCGUAUCCUUGACCUCUCCAUCAAUAACCUUGUUGGUAGCAUUCCCUCAAAGUUUGGAGAUCUUAUAAAAUCAGUUCACAUGGAAAAUACCUACUUAUCAGAACGAUUGCCAAUCCCCAACGAUAUGAUCGACAUGAAGGAGAAUUGGAUGAAAUUCCAACAGUUGGUUGUGAAUUGGAAGAAAUCAAUGAGAGGUCUCUCUAGCCAUAGCCUUAAUACUGAUGACUAUUGUUUAAUGGACUUGUCAAGGAACCAAUUAACUGGAAAAAUCCCAGAUUCCAUUGGCGAGCUUAAAGGCCUAAAGUCUCUAAACGUCUCCUACAACCAGCUGACAGGAAUAAUUCCAACGACUUUGGGUGAGCUAGAGAAUGCCGAGACACUGGAUUUAUCACACAACAAACUUUCUGGAGAAAUACCACCCUCAUUUGCAAAGCUCGAACAGCUUACCGUAUUAGACCUGAGUAACAAUAAGCUAGGAGGUCCAAUCCCAAGAGGUAGGCAAAUGGACACCAUGGACGAUCCAAAUAUCUAUGCCAACAACAGUGGGUUGUGUGGGAUGCAAAUCAAGAUCUCAUGUUCAAUUUCCCCGUCGAAACAUGAACAUUCACCAGAAAAUUCGCAGCAAAGAAAGAGUGAAGAGAAGUGGUUUAUGUUAGAAGGUGCUGGAAUUGGUUUCCUAGUUGGGUUUUUAUCAAUAAUAGGAAUCAUCUAUGCUACUGGGUAUUUUGAUCUCCCAACACCCCGGCACCGCCGUGCCUAUAGACGUCGUCGCCAAAGUUAA
Macadamia integrifolia is the source of this 2511-nucleotide messenger RNA. RefSeq names its product receptor-like protein 46. The transcript has a single exon. Gene Ontology annotation, molecular function: protein binding. Bases 1 to 2511 code for a protein of 836 amino acids. Lineage: Eukaryota; Viridiplantae; Streptophyta; Magnoliopsida; Proteales; Proteaceae. The record is from RefSeq and is a predicted model, not a curated record.